UCUGUGCCCGGCCACAGGCUGCCAGCGGGGAGGGCACUGCCAGAGGCAGAGCUGUGCGUCCAGGGGCAGUUUCUGUGCAGCCGAGCAGAGCUGCAGACAGCUGUGAUGGGCCCCGGCCUAAGAGCCCCCCGUCUCUGCUGGGCCUCGUGGCUCCUAGGAGUCCUCAGUUUCAUCAGUGUCUGGAGUUAUUCUGCCCGGGUCUCUGGAGAUCAUGGCGCUGGGAUUCAAGAUUCUGCAGCCCCCAUUCUUGUGAAGGGGAUCCGAGGAGGCUCUGUCUUGCUCCAGGUGACCCAGUGGCCAGGAAAAGAUCUAGGAGCCAUGGUGGAGGACAUCACCUGGGUCUUUUUCUCUGGGUCAGAGCACACAGGGAUCCUGAGGGUCUACAAUAGGACAGUUGACCCAACCUUGCUCAAGCUACAGGACAAGUACAAAGGAAGGGUCCAAACGCCCAGUGUGACAUCCCUGGAGAUUAGGAACCUGAGCCCACAGGACAGUGGGCAGUACAUGGCACAGGGUUGGUUAAUGACAGGAGAAGACCUUCACCAAGUUUUCGACCUCAAGGUCUACGAGCCAGUGUCCCCUCCACAGAUCCUGGCCAAGUCGCUGUCCGUCACAGCAGAAUGGUGCAAUGUCACCCUGGAGUGCAGGCCCACAGGGGCCACAGAGGACCUGAAUGUGACCUGGGAGAACAAGGGCCUCGCCAGGGAGCUGGAGCAGAGAGGGACACCAGGACCGGCCCCCACCCCCUGGACCCGGGCUGUGAGCUUGCCCCUGAGCCAGGCCAAUGGGAGCCUCAGCUGUGUGGUCAGCAACCCCGCGGACCAGAACAGAGCCACCUCAGACCUCAGUGACAUCUGUCCACGAGGUGGAUCUGGACAGUCCACCGCUGGCCUCACGGGAGGCUUACUAGGGGGCUUCGUGGCUGUGAUUUUGCUCCUUGGAGCUGGACUGUAUCUUUGGAAGCUUCGUGAGAAGAGGAAGAAGAUGGUGCUGGAACAAUGCAGUGACUCCGGUGCAGGAUUGCAGCAGGACCAACGGGUCUGCACUGAUGACGUAUUGUAUGCGGGUAUUAUGACACAGAACCCUCUUGAAGAAAGUGACAAGCGUAUUGGUGAACAACAUCCAGAAGCAAGGGGGCCACUCACUAGUGUCUACAGUAAGCUUGUUCUCCCAGGCCAGCCCAUGAAGAUAACUUAAUUGGAGGAAACAGGAGAACCAAACACUCCUCGGACACCCUGCCCUCUGAUCCUGAUAUCUGCAGUCGCCUACUUCCUUCCUCUGGCUUUGGUUCAGCUCCAGGUGCCUUUGGUCUUAUUAGCCUGACCCGGUGGCCAUUCCUCCCUGAGCACAGCUGCUCCUGUGACUUCUCCAACAGCUCCCCACUGUUCCUGCACAUUCAGGAUCCGCAUGCCUGCGAGCCACGGUUCUCCCACAGUCACUGACAUAGCCCCGAGCACCCCUCUCCAGAAGCGCUCCCAGGAGAACCUACCUGACAGACUCUGCAGGGGAAACCCCACCUCACUGCUUUGUCACAAGUCUGUCAUUCAGAACGGGGGCCAGGCAUGGAACUACAAAGGGAUGCUGACUGCACCCCGGAGGAUUUAGGAUGGGGUCUGGAUUGCAUGUUGUGGGUGGGAGCCCCAGCUUCCUCUUGCAGGCUUUUUACAGGCUGUGUGUGUGUUUGGGAAGUUUCCGUGGCCCCGCCCCUUCUCUCCUUCCCUUUCCCUGUGUCUCUUGGUCCCAUUCUCAUUUGCAAAAGAUCUAUCUCCCCCUUUCCUAUUAUCUAUCUUCUAUUUUGCUCUUUGUUCAUAUUUUGGGUUUCUCAUAUGAGAAACACCAUGUGAUAUUUAACCUUGUGGUUUUCUUAUUUGUUUUACUUGGGAAGCAGAAAUCACAAUUUUACAAAUAGUGGAAUAUAAUCCGUAGAUUUAAUGCCUUGAGAGUUCUCCAGAGCGUGAUUGGUUUGGCACUGCCCCAAUCCCAGUAGUCUGAAGAAGAUAAAAGGGGCAGAGAGACUCUGUUUCAGGCCCUCUUGUUCCAUUUGCUAACUUGUGUUUUCCAUGUUGUUUCUCCUGAGGGAUGUCUGUUUCCCAUCCCUGUCUUGGAGCCAGCUGAUUUUGGACUGAAACCUCUGUGAAUUGUGAGCCAAAUAAACUUCUUCCCCUUUAACUCUGAGUGUCAGGUAUGUCAUCUCAGCAAUGAGAGAAAAGUAAUUAACACAGAAUUUGGUGCCAGAGAGGUGGGAUUUUUGCUGUGACAUUACCUGGCCAUCUGACACAAGAGCCUUUGGAACUGGCUUGUGGGAAGGAAAAGAGUUGAAAGAUCCAGAGAUGUCACCUACAGAAGCAGAGCCUUAGGCGGUUCUGUAGGUGAGGUUCUGGUCAGAGUUCAGAAGACCAGAAGGCCAGUAAAGACCAGGCCAGGGAGGUUUCUGCUAAGGACUGCAUUGGCUGUUGGACCCCAGAUGAUGUGUGCUCUGCCUUGACAGAGAGUUUGUCUGCAUUUUGUUCCUGUCCAGAGACUUUGCCUGAGAAUGAGAUUAGGGGCGGUGGGCUAAUUAAUCUUGCAGAAGAAAUUCAGGGCAGUCAAAUAUUGAGGCAGUGGCCUGGCUACUGUUGGGGGCUUUUAGCCAGAUCUAUGUUGAGAAUCAAGAGCAAAGGGCCCAGCAGAAUAAUUUAAAAUGUUUUGAGUUUGGCCAGAAAGGAAGCUUCAGUAAAGCUGUGUACUCCAAAAUAGAGCAGAGGAGAUAUUGAUUGUUGAGAAGGAACGAGAGAAGAGAAAAAUGGCCUGAAUGGAUCACAGGAAGCAGCAGGACUCCACCCUUUGCAGCCUUAGAGUUGUAAAUGUGAACAAUUUUGCUUUGAGAAGAGAGCCCCAGAGCACGUGUUCCAGAAUGUGGCAGCUUAGGGAAAUUUUCCCAAAAUGGUGGCAGCCUAGGAAAGUUGUUCCAGGGGAUUUGGUUCAUAGGCAUUGGGCCCCUACAGCCAAGAGAGAAGGAAGCCUGGCCAUAGGUCCAGUUGGCAGCCGACCUUGGUAUCAUCCACAUGGUGAGGGUUUUAGGUGCAUGCAGAAUGGAACAAUGUGGAAUCAGGAAGGCUUACAUCCUCAUUUCACAAGAAGCCCUCGGAGGCCAGGCAGUGUGCCCCUGAUACAGCAGUGUGUGAAGCUGUGAGUGUGAAGCCAAAGGUGGAAUGGAGACCUUAGAAGUUUGAAGAUGCCAGGAGAGUGGAACAUUUAAGGAAAACUGCAAGGAUAGAACAGAGCUGGACCAAAAGAGAAGCCAUGAGAGCUACAACCACCCACAGUGCUGCAGGGGUGGAGCCAUCCCAGCCCUUUGGAGUUCACAACUUGCCACAGACUGCCUUGGAUGCUGCGCAUGGAACUACAGGACUUAAUGUUUGCCCUGCUGGAUUUUGGACUUGCCUUGGUCCCAUUCCUUUGUACCCCCAUUUGUAACUUUUGGAAUGGAAAUGUCUAUCUUGUGCUAUUUUAUGUAGGAAGAGUUUAACUUUCUUUUCAUGUGUGCAGGGGCUUGCAGCUAAGAGUUUGCCUUAAAUCUCAGAGAAGACUUUGGCUUUGGACUUUUCAGCAAUGCUGAAAAUCUUAGGACUUUGGCAACUCUUAGAGAUGGAGUAAAUGCCUUCUGCAUAAAGGAGUGUACCUGAGUCAUUUGGGGGCCAGGGGCAGAAUGUUAUGGCUUGUGUUGAGAUGGCCCCCAAAGCCUCGUGCUUUUUUCGAGGCAGUUGAACAUGGGAUGUGUGAUGCUGGGGUAAAGGGCAUGUGAUUGCUAAACCACUACAUGCGAGUGACUGGUUUGGCACCCCCCUAGUCCCAGCAGUCUGAAUAAGAUAAAGGGGGCAGAGAGAUGUUCCUAAAGGCCCUCUUGUUGCCUUUGCUACCUUGUGCCUGCCGUGCUGUUUCUCCUGUGGGUUGUCUGUUUGCCAUCCCUGUCUUGGAGCCAGCUGACUGUGGACUGAAACCUCGGAACUGUGAGCCAAAUAAAUGUCUUCCCCUUUAACUUUGGGUGUCUGGUAUUUUGUCUGAGCAAUGAAAAAAGUAAUUAACACACCUAGGUUCUUAAAAAGUGGAAGAUGAAAAGGCAGAAAAGUGAGUAAGAGAGAUAGGAUGUGAAAGAGACUUCACUCACCAAUACUGGCCAUGAAGAUGGAAGAAGGCAAGCACAGGUCAAGGAAAUGCGGUGUUCUUACACAAAAGACCCUCAAUUUACAGCCUGCAGGAAAAUAAGAACCUGAGUUUCUAAUGGCAAACAACAGAAUUACAGCAACCUGAAUGAACAGAAAAUGCAUUGUCCCUUAGAGUCUAUUGGAAGGAAUGUAACCUUAAUUUUAUUCCAGAGAUGCAUUGGACUUCUGGCCUCUAGAACUACAAGAUGGUAAGUUAGUGUUGUGUUAAGGCACUGAGUGUAUUGUGGUCUGGCAUGGCAGGAAUAGACAGUAACGCUAAUAUCAUAUCAUCUUGUGGUUCCAAGUACUUUGGGUACUCUGGAGGUCCCAGGCUGGGCGUCUCCAAUGGACUCCACAUUGUACAAAUCCAGCUCCUUACAUGGCAUCUCUACUUGACUGAUGGCAUCUGCAGCUUGGCAUGUCUCAAUUUAAUCUCUCUAGACGUGCUUCCCAAACGGCGUUCCUGUCCAAUAAAUGUCACCUCUCUCCUCACAUUUGUUUCAGUGACAAAACUGUGAAUUCUACCGUGUCCUCAGUCAGUCCACGAGGCACAUCGCUGACCAGUGUGACCGGCAUCCCUCAGCUGGGCACUGGCAGUGGCCUCACAGUCUCCUUGCUUCUCUUUUUAACUCCUUAAAGUAGCAUCCACAAUGACCCUUCCACAGUGGGACUUGUGUCACGUCACUUCCUUCAGUGGGCGAUUCUGGAAAAACACAAAUCAUUAAGGCUGAUUUACGUAUGUGUAUAAAUGUCCAAAAUGGACGCAGAAAAUACUGGCAAAUAUUUGUAUUUUCCCUUCAAGAGCUUAAAGACUAAAUCCUAUUGUCAGGGGAUUCUUCAAAAUCUUACAGAAGAGAAUAUUUUUUAAUCACAAAUAUAUUUUAAAACAUGGCAGAAAAUAGGUUUCAUUUAUUAUUUGGAAAACUGGACAAAACAACCUAGAACAUAUAAAAAAUUGAAAAAAAAUUUAGACCCCCUC
Heterocephalus glaber (naked mole-rat) is the source of this 5163-nucleotide messenger RNA. NCBI's taxonomy places the organism in Eukaryota, Metazoa, Chordata, Mammalia, Rodentia, Bathyergidae. The record is from RefSeq and is a predicted model, not a curated record.